Molecule: messenger RNA, 1313 nt
Organism: Lutzomyia longipalpis
Lineage: Eukaryota; Metazoa; Arthropoda; Insecta; Diptera; Psychodidae
Gene: geko
Exons: 3
Coding region: 505-1038 (177 amino acids)
Source: RefSeq, a predicted model, not a curated record
CCUUCAGUCGAUCAUGAGCACUCCAAUUGAUCGUUUGUCUUGCGGUUUUCCUCUCUUGUGAUCACGAAAAUUAUACCGCAUUGUGUAAUUUUUUUUUGUGAAAUAAUUCCCGCGAAAGUGAAAAUUGUAUAAACGCGGGUGCUUAGAAAAAAAUAUAAGACCAUCUCUAAUAAGGAAUAUCCGAAAAUAGUGAAAGCAUAGGUAUUUUACACCUAAAAGACUGCGAAGAUACUUGACCUAUACUUGGCGUUGAGAAAAAUUCUCAAGGACUGUGACUUUAUUCUUUAGCUGUGUAUCAAGUUGAAUCUAUACACCACAAUGAAGGUUCAUGUUAAUAGUAGUUUUCAUCAAUAGCCACGACAUUUAUUGCAUUGGCUCAGGCGAUAGAUAAAGUUCUGAAAUAAACUUAAAAAACAUAUCGUUUGUGUUAGAAUUUCAAUGCAUUUAUCACGAAUUGUGAAAAUAUUUUAGUUGAUUUAAAUUUUAAUUGUUUUCGUGUGAACAAUGGAAGCGGCUUGGAGAUUCCGAAUAAUGCUGCUAAUGGCAUUUGCUGUGAUACUAUUUGGUGACUUUUUGGGAUAUGGGAAUGUUAAAAGUGACCGACCUUCUCCUAGGAAUCCUUCAAAUUUAAGGGACGAGGAUCCAGAUUUGCAUAUUGUUGAUGGAACAGCACUCAACAUCCUCGAUAGCUCACCCGAGGAGACGCAUACAUCAGCCACAUAUCAGAUCUCAAAGAGGAAGCUUACAGAGACCCUGAAGGAAUCCUGCUUGCCCAAAAUGCUGUGCGAGAUGGCAGCAAGACCCAGCUACAAUUUGAGUGACAGAGAGCGGGAUCUUCUCACUCUGAUAAAAUCAACAACACUCACCCUGGCAAUGGCUGUUGCCCCAACUCGCUGGCACUUUGCAGCUCACAUGGGACAACUCUUGCGAUCCGGCGAUUCCCUCUCUGGAACCAUUGGAUGUUCUCAACUCUGGCCAAAUUGCCCAUUCAGUUCGCAAAAAUUAAUGCAAUUGAGCUCAAAGGUGUCACUCAAAUAGACGCCAAUACGCGAUAUUUUACGAAACUCAUGUGAUUUUAAUGAAUAAUGGAUGAUCUAGUCUUAUAUGAAGAAACAUUCAUUCAUGCAAAUUUUGUUGAUAGAUUAAUAUACUAUAUACUUAAUUUUUUUUUUACAUUAUUGCUAGUAUUUUUUAGUUUGUUGGAUUUAAUUAAGGAUAUGCUAUAUACUAUGUAUUUUGUAAUGUAUGUACAAUUACAUAUUACACAAUAAGGUGAAGCUUUUGAUAGAAAUAAAGUUUACAAUCUUACCUCA